CUGGAACAAAUCGUUCUUUCAAACAACUUACCAAACUCCGGCGUUCUCCAGCGGUGGAUGUCGGCGACACAAGACAGCGCAAAGCGCGUGUAUUUAACCGCAGAAUAUUGACAAAAUUUCAUUCCGCACUUUUCUUUAAAAAAGUAGGUCGGUUUGGCUGAGGGAAUUUAAUCCACCGAAAAAAAUGUCAAUGUUGCCGUCUUUCGGGUUUACCCAAGAGCAAGUGGCGUGCGUAUGCGAGGUUUUACAGCAAGGAGGGAACCUGGAGAGGCUCGGCCGAUUCCUCUGGUCUCUCCCCGCCUGCGACCACCUCCACAAGAACGAAAGCGUCCUCAAAGCUAAGUCUGUGGUCGCCUUUCACCGAGGUAACUUCAGGGAGCUCUACAAAAUACUGGAGAGCCAUCAAUUCUCCCCACACAAUCAUCCCAAGCUCCAACAACUGUGGCUGAAGGCGCACUACGUGGAGGCUGAGAAGCUGCGGGGCAGACCGCUAGGCGCGGUGGGGAAGUACAGAGUUCGGAGGAAAUUCCCCCUGCCCCGCACCAUCUGGGACGGCGAAGAGACCAGCUACUGUUUCAAGGAGAAGUCAAGAGGCGUUCUGCGUGAAUGGUACACCCAUAAUCCCUAUCCGUCCCCGCGGGAGAAAAGGGAGCUUGCUGAAGCCACGGGACUGACCACGACGCAAGUCAGCAACUGGUUUAAAAACAGAAGGCAGAGAGACCGAGCCGCUGAAGCAAAAGAAAGAGAAAACAGCGAAAAUAAUAACGCUGGAAACAACAAACAAAACCAGUUGUCACCCCUGGACGGCGGGAAAUCUCUCAUGUCCAGCACUGAGGACGAGUACUCUCCGCCGCCGAGUCCGGACCAGAACUCCAUGCUUCUGCUGCAAGGGAACAUGAACCACUCCACAAGCACUUCUUACCCUCUGUCGAGUCUUAGUGCCGUACAAUCGGUACACAACAUACAAGGACACCCGCACCAACUGCAGGACUCCUUGUUGGGACCCUUAACUUCCAGCCUUGUGGAUCUAGGUUCCUAAAGAACUGCUACACUUUUCUUUUUCUUAAUUUUUAUAUGCGAGACUGAGAUCCGACAUUUUCAACGCAUAUUUAAUACUUAGAAAGAUAGAAAUAUUAAAAUCACAAUCACAAAUUUUUGACUGACUCGUGUCAAGUCGUUAAACUAGUUAGGCUACAUGGAAAAAUCAGAACGCACUUUUGAAAAGUGAAAGAUUUGGCUGGCGGUUUAGAUCUUUUCCACGAAAAUUUCUAAUCGGGUCAUAACGUACAUAAGGAAAUGCCUUUCACUAAUUUUAAAACAACCAAACAUUCUAACAACUGGACUUUUAAAUUAAUUGUAAAGUUUAUGUUUUCCUGUUUAAAGUUAAAUUCAAAUAAAUAUUUCUAUGGGAACUUGAAAAGGUGAAUAG
This is a messenger RNA of Anguilla anguilla (European eel), 1429 nucleotides long. Its product is annotated as homeobox protein six1b-like. Gene Ontology annotation, molecular function: DNA-binding transcription factor activity, RNA polymerase II-specific; RNA polymerase II cis-regulatory region sequence-specific DNA binding. Bases 185 to 1039 code for a protein of 284 amino acids. The transcript has 2 exons. Gene Ontology annotation, biological process: regulation of transcription by RNA polymerase II. Gene Ontology annotation, cellular component: nucleus; transcription regulator complex. The record is from RefSeq and is a predicted model, not a curated record. NCBI's taxonomy places the organism in Eukaryota, Metazoa, Chordata, Actinopteri, Anguilliformes, Anguillidae.